Messenger RNA from Cephus cinctus (wheat stem sawfly), 676 nucleotides. RefSeq names its product intraflagellar transport protein 22 homolog. The record is from RefSeq and is a predicted model, not a curated record. NCBI's taxonomy places the organism in Eukaryota, Metazoa, Arthropoda, Insecta, Hymenoptera, Cephidae. Gene Ontology annotation, molecular function: GTPase activity. The transcript has 4 exons. Gene Ontology annotation, biological process: intracellular protein transport. Gene Ontology annotation, cellular component: endomembrane system. The coding region runs from base 80 to 655 and encodes 191 amino acids.
CCAGAUUAUAUCAUCCUCUUUAAAAUGACUACCAUAGUAACCGUGUAACAAACAAACCUUUGUAUAUACUGGACAGAAUAUGCAAUUGAAAUUAGUCAUUGUAGGCCCUCUUGGGGCUGGAAAAACAACGAUUUCUAAUUUCUUGGCCGAUGCAACGGAAGUAACUUCAGAAUAUCGGCCUACCCAGGGUGUUCGAAUUCUGGAAUUCGAUGUUGACGGUAUAAGUGUAAGGAAUAGGAAUGUUAAGGCAGACAUUGAAUUAUGGGAUUGCAGUGGAGAUCAUCAGUUUGAAAAUUGCUGGCCAGCAAUGAGAAAAGAUAUUCAUGGUGUUAUAUUUGUGUACAACAGCAAGUCACGAGAAUAUACCAGAGAAUUGGAACAAUUUUAUGACUAUUUUGUAAAUCAGACUAGACUGGGAGCAAAGAGUUGUGUGGUGUUUUAUUUUGAUCCUGAUCAAAAUUCUUUGGAUGCUCCAAAAAAAAUAUCUGCUACCUUUGCUAGAGUAUCUCAAGUAAGUUGCAACGUCGAAGAAGGUGGGAACAAAUUAAAAACAGACUUUCAAGCAUUUCUAGGCACACUCAUAUCCAAUAUGCAAGAGUAUACCGAUCAAGAAGAAAAUAAUAUUAUGAAAGACAAUAUACUUUUCGCAAAAUAAAUCAAUCUAUUAUUCAGUCUA